GGGGGGAAAGUCUCCCGGCUGACCUUUCUUUGGGUGGCACGGUGCCCUGCGCGGCCACGGCGCUGGGCUCCCCCGCACGCCCUCCAGAGCGCCCCGGUGUGAGCCCCGGGAGGAGCCGGGGCGGCCCCGGCGCCGCAGUGCCCAGCCCAGCUCUUUGGACCGAGCUGUUAAUGGGUAACUGAGGCAUUGGACCGGGAGCUGCGGGGCUGGCGGGUGAGUGCGGGGGGACGGCGGACCUCUACAACUCUCCUCAGAGCAAAGACAACCUCUUACUGCCCCUGUCCCCACACAGAAGUGCUUCUGCAGUUGAUCACUGCCUUGCCUGCAAGUCUCUGCUCUUCCCUCAUCCUUCUCCAGCCAGCACUGGGCCCUCCCAGUGCUGUUUCCCUAAUGCACUGAAGCAAAGGAACUUCUGGAGAUGGAAGGAAAUCAGAUAAUCCUGGCCAGCCUUGAGAAGGGGACAGAUAACCCAGCUUUCAGCUUAGAAGGAGAGAAGAAACACUAUGAGGAUUGUGGUGGUCCAUGUAGUGAGAGCCAGGAGGAGAGAAGAGAAGGGAAAGGGAGGUUCUCCUCCUACUGCAGGAAGGCCCUGCAGCCAGCAUCCAAGGCAAAACAUUUCUGCAAGGCUCAUGCCAAGGUGUUGAGAAGAGUUGUCCUGGGGCUCCUUGGCGUAGCCUACCUGUGCUACUUCAUUGCGGCCUGUUACCUCAACUUCCAGCGAGCCCUUGCCUUGGUGGUCAUGACUGCUGUGGUUGUCUUCUUCAUCUGCUGGGACAUCUUCAAGAAGCACUGUGGGGCAAAGGUUCUGCUGCUCCUCCGCCCCAUCGGGAAGUGCUUCCAAAAGUCCUGGCAGUGGCUGAAAUGGCUCCUGUGGGUGGCCCUCCUGGCAGGCCUGAUUGUGUGGCUGGCUUUGGACCCUGGCAGAAACCCAGAGCAGCUCAUCUCAUUAGGUGGCUUCUGCUUUUUGGUGCUGUUCCUGUUUGCCUGCUCCAAGCACCACAGUGCGGUGUCCUGGAGAGCUGUUUUCUGGGGUCUUGGUUUAGAGUUCUUACUUGGACUAUUCAUCCUCCGAACGACUCCCGGCACUCAAGCUUUCCAAUGGCUGGGAGACCAGAUCCAGUACUUCCUGGGCUACACCACAGCUGGCUCCAGCUUUGUCUUUGGGAACACACUGAUUGAAGAAGUCUUUGCCUUCCAGACCCUGCCCAUCAUUGUUUUCUUCAGUUGUGUGAUGUCCAUCCUCUACUACCUCGGUGUCAUGCAGUGGCUUAUUCUCAAGAUCUCCUGGCUGCUUCAAGUCUCAAUGGGCACCACUCCCACCGAGACUCUCAGUGUGGCAGGGAACAUUUUCGUGGGACAGACCGAAGCCCCGCUGCUCAUCCGCCCAUACCUCACAGACAUGACCCUGUCCGAAAUCCAUGCUGUGAUGACUGGUGGCUUUUCCACCAUCGCAGGCAGCGUGAUGGGUGCCUACAUAUCCUUUGGGAUCGAUGCAGCGUCCCUGAUCGCAGCUUCUGUGAUGGCUGCGCCCUGCGCCCUCGCCAUGGCCAAACUCGUCUACCCCGAAGUGGAGGAGUCCAAGUUCAAGGGCAAAGCAAGCAUCCGCCUCUCCAGUGGGGAAGAGCAGAACAUCCUAGAAGCUGCUAGCAAUGGGGCUGCCGCCUCCGUGGGUCUCGUGGCCAACAUUGCGGCCAACCUCAUCGCCUUCUUGGCCGUGCUGGAGUUUAUCAACGCUACCCUCCGCUGGUUAGGGGAGAUGGUAGACAUUGAAGGUCUUACCUUCCAGGUGAUCUGCUCCUACAUCCUCAUGCCUGUGGCCUUUCUCAUGGGGGCAGACUGGGCAGACUCACCGCUGGUGGCUGAGCUCCUGGGGAUCAAGAUCUUCCUGAAUGAGUUUGUGGCAUACCAGCAGCUGGCCACGUACAAGAAGAACCGUCUGAUGGGCCUGGAGGAGUGGGAUGGGAACCGGAAGCAGUGGAUAUCUGAGCGAGCCGAGAGCAUCACCACCUUUGCCCUCUGUGGAUUCGCCAACUUCAGCUCGAUUGGCAUCACUCUGGGAGGCCUGGCCUCCAUGGUGCCCCAGCGCAAGAGUGACCUUGCCUCCGUGGUGCUGCGGGCCCUGCUCACUGGCAUCUGCGUCUCCAUGCUCAAUGCCUGCCUGGCAGGUCUCCUCCACGUGCCAACAGAGGUGGGUGACUGCGCAAUGUUCUUCAGCACCACCAACUUCAGCUCAACCAGCUACACCAUGUACACCUGCUGUAAGCAGCUCUCUGCCAGCUCGGUGCUCCGGAACGGGACACUCUCCUUCACUGGAUCCUGGGCUGAGCAGGCAGAGAGCAUUCUUUGGCUCACAGAGUGCUGCGGGCACUACAACCACACGUCCUGUGCAUGGACAACCUAGAGGUGGGGGAACACCAGGACCUGCAAGGCCUAUCCCCAAAGGUAGAAGAAACCCCAAAGAAACCUGAGCAUUUGGUCUUCUCCACUCCAGUGCUGGCGGACAGCUGUGUGCACCUUGCAGCCUGCACCCUUAGCUGCUGGCCCCGUGGACACAAGGGAACAGCUCCCAAAUAAAUUAUGGCAACCCUUGUGUGCUUGCCCUCAGA
This is a messenger RNA of Corvus hawaiiensis (hawaiian crow), 2606 nucleotides long. RefSeq names its product sodium/nucleoside cotransporter 1-like. The transcript is spliced from 19 exons. Gene Ontology annotation, cellular component: membrane. Lineage: Eukaryota; Metazoa; Chordata; Aves; Passeriformes; Corvidae. Bases 419 to 2401 code for a protein of 660 amino acids. Gene Ontology annotation, biological process: nucleoside transmembrane transport. The record is from RefSeq and is a predicted model, not a curated record. Gene Ontology annotation, molecular function: nucleoside:sodium symporter activity.